UUCUGACUGAGGAAUGCUGUAGUGAGGAAUGUAAAGCCUCCCUUUACCCAUACUGCCCUUCUUAAAGCCCUUAUGUAAAGAAAAGCUUUCCUUAAAUCUGGCUGCUAGUUGGAGAGUUCCUUUUUAGACUACGCACGUCUACAUGAGAGGAAUUUACUCUCGGCACCACGAGCCUAGUGAGGUAAAGGAGUAGUGUGGUGAGUCGAUCAUUUAUUCUACGUUUGUGUGUCUGCAGUUUAAAUAAAGCCAGAUCAUUCAGUCAGUAUUGAAAUUAGCAAUUAUUAAUUGACUACUUACCGAUACACUUCUAGCUUACAUUGUCUUGAUUUUCUUUUAAUUAUUUUUGAAUGAUGGCCUUGAUGAAAUUCAUGAACUGUUCCCGGUUACUUUACGUAGCGUCGUAUAAUUAAAAUGAAUCGAAGAUCAAACACAAAUUAAAGAAAGGAUUAAAAAUGUGUUUUCUUCAUAAAAGCAACACUUGUGUAGAGUUUAAAACGUUUAGUGGCUACACAGAUUCCUUUCUAACACAUUUCCCCAGGAUACAAUGGGGGUACUGUGUAAAGUACUGGCUUGCUGUUGAGACUUGGGGACUUCGACACUGGUUGAACCACCAACCUACGCUUACUCCACAAUGUGUUCUACAGAGUCACCCCUCCAAACAAUUGGUUAUUCAAAAAAAGGCUCUGUCCAAAGGCAAACCAAGCAACUGAACUGAGAACCCCUAGAACCAAUAAGAACGGUAUUAUUGGUGUUACUUUGUCAUGUGCUCCAGGAUCUCCAAGGUUUUUCCCACCGGGCUUCUCAUCAAACAUCUCCAUGUUGAAAUUUCCACCAGAGCUGAUCGUCCACAAGUAAGCUUCCUGACUUCCAGAGGACUCUGUCUGAGUAUGAAACCCUCGGCCCCUCAGCCACCCGGCCCUCUUUGCGUAUCCAGGGGCAACGUUUUCCACUUCCUCUGUGUGGUCGGGGGUCUGAUGAUGGGGGCGACCGCCGGUGGUCAGUGUCUGGAUGUGGCCGUGACGACGGCUCAGGACCCCAAGAACCUGCGACGCAUGUCCAACACGCUCAUCGGGCUCCUGGGCCUCGGAUACCGAACAAAUGUUAAGACCUUGGUUAAACAAAACCUGAAAAGGCUCUACUUCUCUGAGAGUUUCAGAAGUUUUCUUGGUGAGAGAAGAAUAUUUCUGCCAGUUACUUGUGAUUUCCACUUUUCGCGUGCGUUUCCUGUGAAGCAAACAAACCUGGAGUCGACAUCUAGGAACUGGAUCUCAACAAAAAGGUGCAGCACUCAUUACAUCCUGUUUUGCGGUGGGAGCAGCCGACUCAUACUGAUACUGUGCUUUAGAGGCCGCGGCCUGAAGAUUAAAACUUACAGGUCUUCAAAUCAGAUGCAGCGGUUGAUAACCUUCAGCAGAGAGGUGCGAGGAGACGUGAUUUUUCUUUUACUGGACGGACUGGCUGGAAAAGCCAAAACUGGACGGGACGCGAAUGAUGCUGCAAAUCACCCGACACGUCUCACCCUGGGGCUGUCUGCGCUGUCUGUACUUCUGCUUUGGAUGUUUCUGCCUCGUUUUGCACUUUGUGCCACGAUCGGUUUGGCUUUGAACGCGCCGCGCCAUACCCGCCGAACAGUGUUACCGCGGAGAGGCUCAGAAUAAACAUUUGAAAUUGAUUCUUUGUCUUUGGCAUUUGGUUUUUCCCAAGUCUGACAUCUGAGACGCAGGCUUUUAUCACAAAAAAGUAAAUCAGCGUGGUUUAUUCAUCACUGCGCUGAGGUUUGCGGACAAAACAAUAGGAAAGAAUAGCUACGUAUUUUGGAAAAUGUCCAAUCUGCAUUGAAAACCCCUUUAGGUGUUCACCCGACGCUCUUUUUUCAGCUCCAACUGCUCCUCAGUGCUGCACCGAGGCUCCUAACAGGACCUGAAAACCUGAUUAAAUUAGUUCCCUGCAGUGGCUCCUUGUUAGCUCUGUAUCUGAGUGUGCUAUUCUAAUAAUUGUCUACAAAGGGCUGUGUGGUCUUCACCCUGAAUAUGUUCUUUCUAUAUGAGGCUCUGUCGGGAAAAAACCUGGCAGCCGAGCUACACAAUGUUUUUCUGUCCCUCGGGCAAGGACAUAAUCAAAUGAUCAAAGGGCCGCUUCAAAUGCUGGAGUUGGUCUCUGGGAAAAUGGUGCAAACAAAAGCUUAAACACACAUUUACGUGCUGGGUUUUACGUGCACCCAGUCUACUAAUUUGUAUCCCUUUUGUGUUUUGUUGGUCCUUGUCGCAUAAAUCGCUUUUGUCACAAUAAACCGCUGUGUUUAAAUUAA
This is a messenger RNA of Mugil cephalus (flathead mullet), 2308 nucleotides long. RefSeq lists its product as uncharacterized. Lineage: Eukaryota; Metazoa; Chordata; Actinopteri; Mugiliformes; Mugilidae. The transcript has 5 exons. The record is from RefSeq and is a predicted model, not a curated record. The coding region runs from base 762 to 1658 and encodes 298 amino acids.